AUGGCGGACCACUUUGGCAACGGAAGCGCGGAGCCCGCCACCUCCACCAAUACUCUCAACGAACCCGAGGAGGUGCUGCUGCCCAAAAUCACCAGCGCUCUCGAGCUGAUCUACAACCCCCAGUCCACAAACCAGGCCCGCCAGGAGGCUCAAAAGCACCUCGAAGUUGUCAAGGAAGCUGUACAGGCGCCGUCCGUGGGCUUCACCCUUGCCGCCAACCCGUCGAACUCCUCGGUCGUCCGACAUUUCGGCUUGUCGAUGCUUGAACACUCCAUUAAGCACAAGUGGGCCCUCUUUUCAGCCGACCAGGCAGCCUGGAUUCGCCGAUGGGUGCUGCAGCUCGCAGAGAAUGUGUCCCGAACCGAUGCCUCGUACUUGCGCAACAAAAUCGGUCUGCUGUGGGUCGAAGUGGCCAAACGGUCCUGGGCGGGAGAAUGGAUGGAUAUGGACACCCAGAUGCUGAGCCUUUGGCAAGCCAAACAGGGAGGCGACAAUGUCCACAAGGAGCUCGUCCUCUAUAUUUUGGAGACGCUGUCCGAUGAGGUAUUCAACGGUGACGAUGCCGUCGUAGCGCUGCGCGAGGGUGUGCUGAGCAAAUCCUGUGUGGAUAUUUUCACGCCUGCUGCCAUUCUCAACGACUGUUUCCCGAACCGCGCCACUACGCCGAAUGUCCGAGCCGGUGAAGAGGGUUGGCUGCUGCGCGUUACAGAAUUGUUGAGUGUCUGCAACUCUGCUAAUGUCCAGUCCAACGACGACGCCCGCUCGUGUGCCGUCCGCGCCCUCGCCGUCCUUACAUCUCUCCUGCCCUGGGCAAUCCCCAAGGCCGUCAUCGCCUGCCAGUGUGUGCCAACACUGUGUGAGAGCUUAGCCGCACCGCACGUCUCCGUCCAGAAGGCCGCACUUGAGGCAUUUCAUGCGCUUUACUCACGGAAUCACUUCACUGAAGAGGAAUUCGUCGCGUUGGUGGUACCAAUGUACGACAGUAAAUAUGUCGACCUGUACCACCGCCUAUUCGAAUGGUCCAAGGUCGACGUCGAGGAUAUCGACGAUGACAAAUACCAGUUUGCCAAAAAGUUCUCUGAGAUGCUUUCGUGUCUCGGAAACUACCUGGAUCGACGUUUCCACAACCUGCCAGCGGGCGUGGAUGUUCAACGAUUUGUCGAAUUUCUUCUUGAAGUUGUCCAGAGUCAGAGCCUCGUGGUCUCCAUCCCCGUGCUGGUGACAUGGACGCGCCUACUUGCCCAUCGGAAUGUUGGACCCCUUAUUGCAAACACUUCUCUCAUCGGCCCUCUUCUUGAGGUCUGCAGCUCAAGACUUAUCCGCUACGAGAGUCUGCCGGAAGACACUCAAGAUUCCUCGUACCUCUUUCUCCUCGAAGACACGGACACCAUUCCUGAGCGCCAUGCUUUUCUCGGCAACUACCGGCGAUACAGCUCACAGAUCAUCGAGGCUAUUGUGCAACUGAAACUACUUGACGCAUUCCACCACAUAUUCGCACAGGCCGAGAAUGUCCUCCAUCACCUGUAUGAAGAUGGCCAGGAGUUCAAAGUCGCCAAUUAUAACAAGAACGCGAUGCCAGUUCUACGCGUUGAUGCACAUUUUACUGUAGUUGAAGCCGCUUUAAAAGGCUAUAUGAAGUGGAGGUCUUCGACACAUUCGAAGGACGACCCGGCCGAGAAACAACGGCAGCGUGAGGUUCUCGAGGCCGAGUUUGAGGCCUGGUGCAACCGCAUAGCGGACCUGAAGAUCGAGGACCCUUGCAUCCGAAAACGUAUAUUGCAGCUGCUGGUGGCCUUCUCUAUCACCGCUCUUGACAGCUACCCGAGUUUUAUGCUCAAAGUUCUAGAGCACAUCCUCUUGACAUGGCCCAGCCCAAAGGAGCCAGAACACCGCGCUUUCAACGAUGCAAUCAAGGAACUCCAGUCCGAAAGCAUGGUAGAGCUACAGCGCCUAGCCACGAAGCAGCCUGACCAUCUAUUGAGCGUGUACUACCAACUUGAAAGCAAGGUCAAAGAGCUGAUCGCCUCCGGAACUCUUGAUGAGAAACGGCAGGUUGCGUACCAAAGCUUUUUGUUCCUUAUCCUUCACCGCACCAGCCAAAUUGACCAUACCACGCGUGUGCAAAGGCUCCGGCCCUUUCUAGAGCCUGUGAAAGCACAGUGGCAAACACCAGAGCUAGAGCGUGCCUUAUCGUCGUUUAGCAAUUUUGCGGAACUGGUCGGGCUCGAUAAGGCGCAACUAUAUAUCGCACGCAACCGCGUCGACCAAGUGGCUGAUUGGGGUUCAAUCGAACUAGAUGGGGAGGGGCUUGCACUACAGGCAGAUCUUGAGCUGCGCCAAACGCUUUUGCCACUGCGGUCGACCAAGACGUUUCUGAACGCUUCUGUAGAGCGCAUUGACCGUCACUCUGAGGCAUUCCAAGCGUCUAUUGUCUUGUGGCAAGACGCUGUGCCGCUAAUUCUGACGAGGCUUCUAGAGUUUUUGGACUAUGGCCAUGCUUCACAUAACCAAAGUAGCUGGACGCUGCUUCCAGAGGAGAUGCGAUCGUCGGUUGGCCGUCUCCUUACGGAUAGAUUUUGGCAAUCCGGCAUCUCUGAGGGAAGCAAAGACGACUUCUACGCACGAGUCAUGGAGAGGAAGGGUACAAUGGAAGGCCUCGCAUCCUCCAUUCGGUCCACUGUCCGCUACGUGCGAGAAACGGCCUACUCUAUCCUCUGCAAUCUCAGUCGGUUUAGUGUCCAGUUCUACAGUUUCGACGGCCUCCCAGAACCGCUUUCGCGAGCAUUAUUUGGCAACGCACUGUUUUUACCUCCUCAUCAGAUUAUUGGGCUGCUGAACCUAGUUCGAUUCCUAGUGGACAACUGCCCUGUGGAGUUCCGCGGGCAGUUUCUACCGCCUUUGAUUUCUUUGUGUUUCCAGCAGACAUCAUCCAAGCUGGUACAAGAAUGGGGCCGGAUUGACCAGCAGCAGGAGAUCAAGACAGAUGGCGACGGGCUUACCGAGGAGAUGAAAGCCGAGAGUAUUUUGCGGCAGUUUGGCUACUGUGCGGUGAUCAUGAUGGCCGAUUUCUUGGAUCCUACGAGAGUGAACGAGACAUCGGCAGCGGUCCGCGAGUACCUUUCGUCUGAGGUUUUAAAGAGCUGCAUCCUGUCGCUGCACGAACCAUACUUUGUGGACCAACACCGAGAACUUGGCUCUCUGAUUGCGUCCAUAUUGUGCCACUACUGCCCAAUUACAGCAACACCACGGCAGGUGCUGUUGUCACUACCGAACAUGAAGGCGGGCGAUGUGGACUUUGCCAUUGAACAGAUUUGCCGAGCAGGAAUGCAGUCGCGCCAACAACGUGCACUGGUUUUGGAUCUGCUCAAGGACCUGAAAGGCGUCAGCGUCGCUGAGAUGGGUAAGCUCAGCAAGACAGGCGGGCUCAAACGCGACUCGUUCCGGCCUGCAACAAGAAAGUCAACCCAGCGCAGCAAGAUGGCGCAGGAGUUCAUGACGGCUCCGUCGACAACCGGCGGUGGCACGGCUUCCAACAACGAAGCCGGCUCACGAAUGGGUGAUGGCGGCCGUGGCAGCCCUGACCUAGAAGGGGUUGCAGGCCUCUUUAAUGUGGCGGAAUAA
Sporothrix brasiliensis 5110 is the source of this 3621-nucleotide messenger RNA. RefSeq names its product exportin-5. The transcript is spliced from 5 exons. Gene Ontology annotation, molecular function: RNA binding; small GTPase binding; nuclear export signal receptor activity. The coding region runs from base 1 to 3621 and encodes 1206 amino acids. Gene Ontology annotation, biological process: RNA export from nucleus; protein export from nucleus. Gene Ontology annotation, cellular component: cytoplasm; RNA nuclear export complex; nucleus. The record is from RefSeq and is a predicted model, not a curated record. Lineage: Eukaryota; Fungi; Ascomycota; Sordariomycetes; Ophiostomatales; Ophiostomataceae.